Messenger RNA from Juglans microcarpa x Juglans regia, 972 nucleotides. Its product is annotated as serine/threonine-protein kinase ZRK1-like. Gene Ontology annotation, molecular function: ATP binding; protein serine/threonine kinase activity. The coding region runs from base 1 to 972 and encodes 323 amino acids. Gene Ontology annotation, cellular component: plasma membrane. Lineage: Eukaryota; Viridiplantae; Streptophyta; Magnoliopsida; Fagales; Juglandaceae. The record is from RefSeq and is a predicted model, not a curated record. Gene Ontology annotation, biological process: cell surface receptor signaling pathway; protein phosphorylation. The transcript has a single exon.
AUGUUCAGAAAACAGAGGGAGAGAAAGAGAGAAAGAGAGAGAGCAUUUAUAGAGAAUGGAAGCAGGGUACUUGAGAAGCUGGUUUCCACUUGUAAUGGCAAGCCUAUUCCCAUCCGCACCUUCUCAUUUGCAGAGUUGAGCAACGCCACAAAUAACUUUGAUCCUCAACUUGUUAUACGUGAAGUGUGGCCUUAUCAAUGGUACGAGGGUUAUCUUGAAGGCCGAACUAUUUCCAUUAAGAAAGCGAUACAUGACUGUGCAAGGGAGGAGGCGUUCACUGAUUUAGCAUUUUCUGCAAAGGUGAGUGCUCACAAGAAUGUUCUAAAGCUCGUUGGUUGCUGCCUCGAGACUCCAAUUGUCAUUUUAGUGUAUGAAUUUGCUGGGAAGGGAACCCUGAGGGAUCUUAUUCUCGCCGAUAAUGAGCCCCUGACGUGGGAGAGUAGGCUAAAGAUGGCAAGAGAGAGUGCUCAUGCAAUUUCAUAUCUCCACACAGCAUUCUCUAGACCCAUCAUCCAUACCGAUAUUGGAGUACAUAAUAUCUUCAUAGACUGCCAUGGGAUUCCAAAACUAACUGGUUUUUCAUUUUCUUUAAUAAUUCCUGAGGGUGAAACUCAUGUCAAGGAUGAUUAUGAUAAAUGGGAAUGUCUGAGGAUUAUGAGAAAUCUAUGCCCCAACUAUCGGAAGACGAGGUGCAUGACAGAGAAAACAGAUGUCUAUUGCUUCGGUUUGACUCUCUUGCAAAUUUUUACUGACGUGAGUCAUCCUUGUUGGAGGCCAAGAUUAAGAAAUAAUGGUACUAUAAUGGUGGAUCCUCUAAUCCUAGCAGGGGAAUUAAGAGGAGCUGGAGUGGAACAACAAUUCCAAGCUGUGCAGGACCUUGCUUUCAGGUGCAUGGAGGAGAACCCAAUGGAAAGACCAACCAUGGUUGAUGUUACAAAACAACUCAGACGAAUCGAAAAGUCUAUCCCUUAA